Messenger RNA from Paramecium pentaurelia, 389 nucleotides. The record is from the annotation of a GenBank genome assembly. NCBI's taxonomy places the organism in Eukaryota, Ciliophora, Oligohymenophorea, Peniculida, Parameciidae.
UAUGAAUUAAAAAUUUACAAAAGAGUAAUAGUUAUUAGUUGAUGAAAUCAUUAACAAAGGUUAUAAUCAAGAUGAUUUUGAAGACUUUGUUUUACUUAAAGAACCCAAUAGAGGUUCAUAUCAUUUUUAUUCUUUAGGUUAAGAUUUAACUUAAUGGACCUAUAAAGAAUUAUUAAGAAUCAUUCAAUUGUAUCAAUAAGAAAGUAUAAAAAUAUAAUUAUUAUAUAGAAAAAGAAAAAUAAUCAGAUUCAUAUUAAUUAAUUGAACUUGAUUCUCCAGACAUUUCUGAUCAAAUUUAAAUUAUUGAUAGAGAUACUUUUGUCAAAAAAUAAACCUAAGAAUCAAUAAAAAUUGUAUAUUAUUUUUAUAACAACCUAUCAUUAGACUGA